Messenger RNA from Stomoxys calcitrans (stable fly), 1502 nucleotides. Its product is annotated as retinoid-inducible serine carboxypeptidase. The record is from RefSeq and is a predicted model, not a curated record. The transcript is spliced from 5 exons. Gene Ontology annotation, biological process: proteolysis. Bases 165 to 1493 code for a protein of 442 amino acids. NCBI's taxonomy places the organism in Eukaryota, Metazoa, Arthropoda, Insecta, Diptera, Muscidae. Gene Ontology annotation, molecular function: serine-type carboxypeptidase activity.
CAGAAGGCUACCAGCAAUUGGUGCUUUCAUUUCGCCCUAAGUAAAGAAUAACAUCUCUAGCUUGCACAUCGAUUGAUUGAACGAAAUAAAGUGGAAGUGAUCGAGACGUGAUAAAAUUUGCUAAAAGGUGUUCCAUUCCAGUGCCAUUUGCCAACGACAUUAUCAUGAAGUGUGCUCUAAUAGUGCUGUUUGCCCUUGUGGCCGUUGCCACUGUCAGUGCUAAACAAGGCUAUGGUCCCGGCGAACAGGAUUGGGGCUGGGUGGAUGUACGCACUGGUGCCCACAUGUUCUAUUGGUUGUACUACACCACUGCCGAUGUGGAGCAUUAUACCCAACGUCCUUUGGCUAUUUGGUUGCAAGGUGGUCCUGGUGCCUCCUCUACCGGUUAUGGUAAUUUCGAAGAAUUGGGUCCUCUGGAUCUUUAUGGAGAAUAUCGUAACUGGACUUGGGUCAAGGACAUGAAUGUCUUGUUCAUCGACAACCCCGUGGGCAGUGGCUUCUCCUAUGUCGACAAUAUCUUACAAUUGCCCACUACCAACAAUGGAAUUGCCAAAGAUCUCGUUUCGUUCAUGAAAGGCUUUUACAAAUUGCAUCCUGAGUUCGAAGAUGUGCCUUUGCAUAUUUUCUGUGAAAGUUAUGGUGGAAAAAUGUCUCCAGAAUUUGCCUUGGAAUUGUACUAUGCCGUACAACGUAAGGAAUUAAAAUCUAAUUUGAAAUCUGUGGCCUUGGGAGAUCCUUGGACAUCGCCCAUUGACUCGGUUUUGGCUUGGGCUCCUUUGCUAUUGAAUAUGGGCAUUGUUGAUGAUGAUGGUUACGAGAAUAUCAUGGUAGCUGCCAAUAAGACUGCAGAACUUGUUGCCGAGGAGAAAUGGACCCAGGCUACUAUGCAAUGGAGUGCAACCCAAACUGUUUUGUUGAGAGAGUCAAAGGGUGUUGAUUUCUAUAACAUUGAAAAGCCCACUCGUGGUGAUGCCUACACCCGCAUGCUGUUGAGAAAGAACAACUAUCUGGAGCAAAUGUAUCGCACCCUUGUUCGCUUCGAUAUUGACGAAAAUCGCGACAAAAUGUUGGAUGAUCUCAUGCGUGGACCGGUUACUGAAGCCUUAGGCAUUCCCUCACAUGUUAAAUGGGGUUCUCAAAGUGGCAGCACUUUCACCCGCCUCAUGGGUGACUUUAUGAAGCCUGUUAUUCAUGUUGUGAAUGAACUUUUGGACAACACCGAUUUACAAGUAUCCGUCUACUCUGGCCAUUUGGAUUUGAUUUGCGCUACUGCUGGUACCGUUAAUUGGAUUGAAAAAAUGCGUUGGAGCUAUCGCGAUGAAUAUCUGAAAGCCCCUCGUUUGGGUGUUAGUGUUGAUCGCAUUUUGGAAGGCUAUGAAAAGAGUGCCGGUAAUUUCUCAAUGAUCUGGGUUAAUCGUGCUGGCCAUAUGGUACCUGCAGACAAUCCAGCUGGCAUGAGCUACAUUCUUAAGAAGUUGACUAACUAUGGUUAAAUAUAAAUA